AAUCAUUGUAUUUGACUGAUGAUGAGGUGAGGGACAGCACCAUUUCGUCGCUUUUCUUUCUUCUUUCGUUGCUUCUUCCUUUCGGGGUCACUGAGACCAAGUAACCACAAGAGACGUCACCCAUUUCGAUCAUUAACAACCCCAAUGAGCAACGAAUACGAUUACCUGUUCAAGCUUCUGCUGAUCGGGGACUCCUCGGUUGGAAAAUCUUGCUUGCUUCUCAGAUUUGCAGAUGACUCGUAUGUGGACAGCUACAUAAGCACCAUUGGAGUUGAUUUCAAAAUCAGAACUGUGGAGCUAGAAGGAAAAACAGUCAAGCUGCAGAUUUGGGAUACUGCUGGACAGGAGAGAUUUAGAACCAUAACAAGUAGUUAUUACAGGGGAGCUCAUGGAAUAAUUAUUGUGUAUGAUGUUACUGAGAUGGAGAGCUUCAACAAUGUCAAGCAGUGGUUGAAUGAAAUUGAUAGAUAUGCCAAUGACAGCGUAUGCAAGCUUCUUGUUGGAAAUAAAUGCGAUCUGGUUGAUAAUAAGGUUGUUGACACGCAAACUGCUAAGGCAUUUGCUGAUGAACUUGGUAUCCCUUUCCUUGAGACAAGUGCUAAAGACUCAAUCAAUGUGGAGCAGGCUUUCUUAACCAUGACGGCUGAGAUUAAAAAGAAAAUGGGAAGCCAACCAACAACAGGUGGCAAGUCAACAGGAACUGUUGAAAUGAAGGGACAACCAAUUCAGCAGAAGAGCAACUGUUGUGGUUAAUUUACACAACAUGUGUAUUUUCUGCUUCCUGUGAAAUGAUGUCAAUAUAAUAUAACCUGUUGUUGACUCUCUUGAUACGGAUCAUUUCCUCUGUAACUGUUGGAAGUAUGGUCUGUUUUGAUAGCCUUUUCAGAAGACUUAGUUCUGAUGAAUCCUUAAAUUUAUAAUUAAAUCUAAGUAUUUUCUUGCA
Prosopis cineraria is the source of this 943-nucleotide messenger RNA. RefSeq names its product ras-related protein RABD1-like. The record is from RefSeq and is a predicted model, not a curated record. Bases 145 to 753 code for a protein of 202 amino acids. Gene Ontology annotation, molecular function: GTPase activity; GTP binding. NCBI's taxonomy places the organism in Eukaryota, Viridiplantae, Streptophyta, Magnoliopsida, Fabales, Fabaceae. The transcript is spliced from 8 exons.